Molecule: messenger RNA, 423 nt
Organism: Necator americanus (New World hookworm)
Lineage: Eukaryota; Metazoa; Nematoda; Chromadorea; Rhabditida; Ancylostomatidae
Exons: 1
Coding region: 1-423 (140 amino acids)
Source: RefSeq, a predicted model, not a curated record
AUGGACAACAUCGACGAAGAAUAUGACCGGCUCGUUGAACACCUUCACGACUGCGCGAAGAAGGCUGAGAGUUUUAAAACCACCAAGAGGCGCCUGUCUCUUGAAACUCUUGAGCUGGUACGCCAACGUGGAGCAGCACGAGCCGCAGGGAACCAAGAACUCACGUCCGAGCGCGCAAAACUUUGCAAAGAGGUGAUAAAGGAAGACCUUAAAGAGAGAAGAGCAGAAGUGCUGGCUGAAGUUGCAGAGGCGGGGAAAAGCAUCCGCUAUGCCCGUCGAGACUUCGCCAGUCGCAAGACAAGACUGCUCUCCGGAACCCGAGGGGAACAACCAUUGCAUCGAGAGGGGGGAUGGAGAAAAUCAUCUACGACUUCUACUCUGAUCUCUUCGACAGCCAUGUCCAUUUGCCUCCUCACCAUCUGA